AUGGACUUGCCAUCUUCUGAGGUCCCUCUCGCCUUUAAAUACAGAGGAACCGCGGAUUCUGCGUCCAAUGAAACAGUACAGAAUUCUCUGUGCAUAGCCCCAUUGCAAGCUCUGCCCCUUCCCUCUCCCCCAACCACCAUGGCUUUUUGCGGCUCCUUCGUCAACUCAAGCCAGUCGAUCCCUCUGAGCCGUAAAAGUCCUCCGGCUCCAAUUCAUGGUGGCAGAAAGCAGUUCUUUGUGAGGUCUUCUGCGAAUAGCUCUGACGAGGAAGACAGGACGAUUAUAAAGAAAGAGGAUGAUGGGUGGAAGAUUCAUUUCUCACAGCAGAAACCGGCAACGCCAUUGCUGGACACUAUCAACUACCCUGUUCAUAUGAAGAAUCUGUCCACAGAGGAUCUGAAGCAACUCGCAGCUGAGUUGAGGGCAGAUAUCGUACACUCUGUUUCAGAAACUGGAGGGCAUCUUAGCGCAAGCCUAGGUGUAGUAGAGCUCGCAGUGGCCCUGCAUCAUGUUUUUAACACCCCUGAUGAUAAAAUCAUAUGGGACGUUGGGCACCAGGCGUACCCACACAAAAUCCUCACAGGUCGGAGGAACAAGAUGAAUACCUUAAGGAAAACUUCUGGGUUGGCUGGAUUCCCCAAGAGGGACGAAAGUGCUCAUGACGCUUUCGGGGCAGGACAUAGUUCGACAAGCAUAUCUGCUGGUCUUGGGAUGGCUGUUGGGAGGGAUCUUAAGGGAAGGAAGAAUAACGUCAUUUCAGUGAUUGGGGAUGGGGCUAUGACUGCUGGACAAGCUUAUGAAGCCCUGAACAAUGCUGGGUUCCUCGAUAUCAACUUCAUCAUCAUUCUUAAUGACAACAAGCAAGUCUCUUUACCAACUGCCACCCUUGACGGCCCUGCAAAACCAGUUGGAGCACUCAGUGGUGCUUUAAGCAAGAUCCAAGCCAGCAAGAAAUUCCGCAAACUCAGAGAAGCUGCAAAAAGCAUCACAAAGAAAAUAGGAGGGCAAACACAUGAAGUUGCAGCGAAAGUGGAUGAGUGUGCAAGAGGGAUGGUCAACGCUAAUGGGUCAACUUUUUUUGAGGAGCUAGGGGUGUACUAUGUCGGGCCCUUGAACGGCCAUAAACUGGAUGAUCUGGUCGACGUUUUGCAGAAAGUGAAAGCCACGCCGACACCAGGUCCUGUUCUGGUACAUGUUAUCACAGAGAAAGGGAAGGGAUAUGCCCCAGCAGAAGCAGCGGCUGAUAAAAUGCAUGGUGUUGUUAAGUUUGAUCCGAAAACAGGCGAACAGUUCAAACCAAAAUCUCCUACACUUUCCUUUACCCAGUACUUCGCUGAAUCUUUGAUCAAAGAAGCCGACGAAGAUGACAAGAUAGUGGCUAUUCACGCGGCAAUGGGUGGUGGAACUGGUUUAAAUUAUUUUCAGAAAAAAUUCCCAGAUCGCUGCUUUGAUGUUGGCAUUGCUGAACAACACGCAGUCACAUUCGCUGCUGGGUUAGCCACUGAGGGUCUCAAACCAUUCUGUGCCAUUUAUUCAACAUUCCUUCAACGAGGAUACGAUCAGGUGGUCCAUGAUGUGGAUCUUCAGAAACUACCUGUCCGGUUUGCUAUGGACCGAGCCGGAUUGGUUGGUGCAGAUGGACCGACUCAUUGUGGAGCUUUUGAUAUCACUUACAUGGCUUGCCUUCCCAAUAUGGUGGUAAUGGCUCCUUCUGAUGAAGCUGAACUGAUGCACAUGGUUGCAACUGCGGCGGCCAUUGAUGACCGGCCAAGCUGUUUUAGAUUUCCAAGAGGAAAUGGUGUUGGAGCUGUUUUGCCUCCCAAUAACAAAGGAACCCCACUUGAGAUCGGGAAGGGAAGAAUACUGAUAGAAGGAACCAGAGUUGCAAUUCUUGGAUACGGUGCAAUGGUCCAGCAAUGUCUGCAAGCUGCAAAACUGCUGGAAACACAAGGUGUAUCUGUCACAGUUGUUGAUGCGAGGUUUUGCAAGCCUCUUGAUACUGAUCUGAUUAAGCAAUUAGUGAAGGAGCAUGAAAUUCUGCUCACAGUGGAAGAGGGUUCUAUAGGAGGCUUUGGGUCUCAUGUUUCCCGAUACCUGAGCUUGGCCGGCUUUCUAGAUGGACCCCUCAAGUGGAGAGCUAUGGUGCUUCCUGACAGAUAUAUCGAUCAUGGAUCGCCCCAAGACCAGAUUGAGGAAGCUGGUCUUUCAUCAAAACACAUUGCUGCAACUGUCUUGUCUCUUCUGCAGGGGCCUAAAGAAGCUCCCCUAGUGUUCAAGUAA
This is a messenger RNA of Neltuma alba, 2280 nucleotides long. RefSeq names its product probable 1-deoxy-D-xylulose-5-phosphate synthase 2, chloroplastic. Lineage: Eukaryota; Viridiplantae; Streptophyta; Magnoliopsida; Fabales; Fabaceae. Gene Ontology annotation, biological process: terpenoid biosynthetic process. The record is from RefSeq and is a predicted model, not a curated record. The transcript is spliced from 9 exons. The coding region runs from base 1 to 2280 and encodes 759 amino acids. Gene Ontology annotation, molecular function: 1-deoxy-D-xylulose-5-phosphate synthase activity.